Molecule: messenger RNA, 742 nt
Organism: Physcomitrium patens
Lineage: Eukaryota; Viridiplantae; Streptophyta; Bryopsida; Funariales; Funariaceae
Product: large ribosomal subunit protein mL43
Biological process (GO): mitochondrial translation
Cellular component (GO): mitochondrial large ribosomal subunit
Molecular function (GO): structural constituent of ribosome
Source: RefSeq, a predicted model, not a curated record
UUAGGGUUUGAUUUCGCAGCUGUUGCUGCUGCGUCGCGUCUCACCUCGUCUCGAUCUGUCUCUUGUCUCUCUCGCGCCUUCCAUCGUGCUACGCAAUGGCGGUUCGCGGGGUUUGGCAGCUGCAGAAGCUCAUCGUCUGCUUCUGUGAUCACUCUGGAAGUAGCGCUGGUGCCCGCGAGUUCGUCGCCCGCAUUUUCCCUACCCUCCAGAAGAACAACCCUCAAUUUGAGGUUGCCACUCAACUGGUCCCUGGCCAACAUCCUUACCUUCGAGGCCUUUACUUGAAUAAGAACGAUAGAGUGGUGGAUGUGAAGAAUAAGAAUGCAGAAGAGAUCUUGACACAAGCUAUGAGAUUACGCAAUUCGACGGGCAGGAAGGUCGUGAAGCUCAAAACGCGACAUGUAACAUUUAAUCCGAGCGUCCAGGGUUCUUGGUCCCCAGAGGUCAAAUUUUGACAUUUUUGAGUCUUGUCUUCUGAGCUUCGUGUUCGCAUUUUAUAAUCUUCUCCCUCUGUAGUGUAGUUCACGUAGGGUUAGAGACCCCUACCAUAAUUUCGACCUUUCCUGGUCGUUUUAAGAUCUUAUGUUGGCAACACAGAACAGGAUGGAUGUGUACAGAACUUGCAACACUUCCUGACAGUGAAAUUCAGGAAUUUAAUCUCAGUUGAGGAUAUGAAAACACACACUGUCGACUGAAGUUUUUUUAAUUUUCGCAGUGCCUGGACACUAUCUUUCGUAGUUCA